This is a messenger RNA of Clavispora lusitaniae ATCC 42720, 963 nucleotides long. RefSeq names its product PAQR-type receptor. Gene Ontology annotation, cellular component: membrane. Gene Ontology annotation, biological process: intracellular zinc ion homeostasis. Gene Ontology annotation, molecular function: signaling receptor activity. The record is from RefSeq and is a predicted model, not a curated record. Lineage: Eukaryota; Fungi; Ascomycota; Pichiomycetes; Serinales; Metschnikowiaceae.
AUGAGCCUCAGACAAAGGAAUACCACAUCUAACACGUACGAAAGAAAGGAACCGAAUGCUAUGUCCAAGGCCAGAAGAGUGUACUAUUAUCAUGAAUUGGACCCUUGGCAACAAGAUAACCAUUACAUCCGGUCUGGGUAUGUCAAAGAAACAGCUAGCUACAAGGAAUGUAUUAAAUCACUCACAUAUUUGCACAAUGAGUCAGUCAAUGUAUACUCCCAUCUUCUACCAUCUAUAUUCUCCAGUAUUGCUGUGAUAGUUUUCAUUAACUGGAGAAUUGAAAAGUAUGAGAAUGACUUAGGUAUUUGGGAGAGACUUAACUUUCUUCAAUUUGGAGGAGCUGCUACCUUCUGUUUGACACUGUCCGCAUUAUUUCAUCUUUUCAAGUCCCACUCACACAAAGCAAGCAAGUUCGGAAAUCAAUGUGAUUACUUUGGUAUUAUAGUCAUGAUCACAUGCUCCUUGAACUCUAUCAUUCUUUUCGCCUUUUACGACGUUCCGAAGGUUAGAAAUGGGUUUCUUCUACUAUUUUUCCUCUUAGGCACGGCAUGCACCAAAGUUACCUUUGAUGAUAAGUUCUCUACUCCUGAUUACAGACCGUUUCGGUCUUUUAUGUUCAUUUUAUUUGGGUUGUCUGGAACAUUACCCAUUGUUGCAGGAGUUAAAAUGUUUGGUUGGAAAGACGCUAUCGGAAGGUCGGCAGCUAACUGGUGCUGUGCAGAAGGUGUCUUUUAUAUCUUGGGUGCUUGUCUUUAUGCAUUACGAGUUCCAGAAAGGUUUUUCCAUGUUGAACAUCCAGAAGGCGAAGAAGAAACAUUGCUCGAUAAAAUGAAGCCAGGGAAGUUUGAUUUGUUCGGCCACUCUCAUCAAAUCUUUCAUGUUAUGGUUGUGGUUGCAGCUUACUGCCACUGGAAGGCUCUUGUAGCAUGUUAUCACUAUUUACAUACGCGCACUCUAUCAUAA